Coniosporium apollinis CBS 100218 is the source of this 1242-nucleotide messenger RNA. RefSeq lists its product as uncharacterized. Gene Ontology annotation, molecular function: misfolded protein binding. The transcript has 2 exons. The coding region runs from base 1 to 1242 and encodes 413 amino acids. Gene Ontology annotation, biological process: protein quality control for misfolded or incompletely synthesized proteins. NCBI's taxonomy places the organism in Eukaryota, Fungi, Ascomycota, Dothideomycetes. The record is from RefSeq and is a predicted model, not a curated record. Gene Ontology annotation, cellular component: i-AAA complex.
AUGUUCAGCAAAGCCGCCCCCCGCGCCGCCGCCAGCAGCCGACAAUGCCUUCGCCAGAUCCACCAGCAAGCCCGCACCCAGCCCUUCCCACGGCUACCACACCGAGCAGCUCUCCCCAAGCGCAUUCCACCACGCACCCACUCCCGCCCCGCCUCCACCGCCGCCGCCGCGCGCGCCCUCUUCAAAAAGAACCCCAUCCUCGUCUCCCUCGCCUCGCUGAGCAUCCUCUUCGGCGCCGGCGUCCUCGUCUACUCCAACUACGUCUACAGCAGCUACAUCGUAGGCGCCUUCCACAAGUUCCCGGAGCCCGUGGCCCAGAAGCUGCGGCGAGCGCUCUACUACACCAACAUCUCGCUCGACCCCAAAAAUGCGGUCAAAUACUACAGACAGGCGCUCGAGGUCGCGGACGAGGUGGGCAUGGAUCCGUUUAGCGACGAGAUUAUUGGCGUCAAAGUGCAGCUUGCGGCGCUGUUUGAGAAGUGCCAGAAUUACAAACGCGCGAUUGAUGUGUUGGAGAUUGUCAAGGGGGAUUGUCAGCGCUGGGUGAAAGAGAGGGGGGGACUGGAGGGCGCGGAGGCGAAGAGGACGAGGUUGUUGGGCAAGACGGUGGGCAUUAACGUUAAGUUGGGGGAGCUGUACGCGAAUGAAUAUGUGUUGGAUCGGGAGGCGGCGGAGGCGAGGCUUGUGGAGGCGGUGGAGACGGUGUUGAGGGAGAAGCAGAGGAGGGAGACUGAGGGGGUUAAGCCGGAUGAGGGGGCGUGGCUCACGGAUGAAGAGAUCGGGGGUUCGCUUGAAGCACUAGCACACCACUACGAAGAAAAGCGCCAGCACUACCUCGCCACCCCCCUCUUCCUCCAAGCCCUAACCCUCUCGUCCCCAAAAUCCUGCCACUCCGUCGUCCUGAUGAACAACCUCGCCACCUCCCUCGCCCAGCAGCGUUCUUCCUCGUCCUCCUCACAGUCGCCCACCCAACAAGACCUCACCCACCAAGCCCGCCUCUGGGCCACUAAAGCCCUAAGUCUGGCUCAGACGAUCCCCAAGGAAGACAGGACAGAGGAGUGCGAUGUAGGCUGCGCGGUCGCGACGCACAAUCUUGCGGAGUUCGCGGAGAUGGAUGGGGAGGUGCAGGAGGCGCGGCGGUUGUAUGAGGAGGCUGUGGCGAUGGCCAGGAAAGUGGGGUUCGAGGAGGGGGUCAAGACGAGCCAGGAGGCGCUAAAGAGGAUCGGUAGGAACAGGCGGUGA